Messenger RNA from Arachis ipaensis, 1791 nucleotides. NCBI's taxonomy places the organism in Eukaryota, Viridiplantae, Streptophyta, Magnoliopsida, Fabales, Fabaceae. The record is from RefSeq and is a predicted model, not a curated record.
CCACGGCCGCUCUUCUGCCGGCAUCCGUCACGCUCAACACCACCGUCUUUGUCUGGGCGUCGAGUCCGAGUCUCCAACCCUUCUCCUCAUUCACCAAGUGCAGUUUCUUCCUCGAGCUCGCCGUACGCCGUUUUCUCUUCGUUUGCUCAGCCACGCUUCUGCCGCCGUUAGCCGUCGUGCUCGCCUCCUGGUCUCCGUUUCGGUCGCGCUUCUGCCCCUCUGCUCAGACUGCUUAGAACGAAGGAUUUGUGUUAUUGCUAAAUGGAGUCACACGCAAUGAUUCUUCCGUUGCGCUAUUAUUCAGUUCCUCUAGUAUUGUCCGCUACCCAACCUACUCCUCCAUUUCUUGCUUUUCCCUCAAAAACUUCUCUUUCAUUUCCGCGCCUCAAUUUUCCCACCACAGCAGGGGGAAGGUUGUGGCACUGUCUAACUGUUAGUGAAGGCUUGUCCUCUGCCAGUUCCUCUGGAAGCAGUGUUGAUGUUGAUGAUGGCAGUGGCGGUGGCGGUGGAAAAGAAGAGGUACUGUUGGAUGAGAGUCGAAUGGUUAGGGUGUGUGAUAAGCUUAUUGGUGUUUUCAUGGUUGACAAGCCCACACCUACCGAUUGGAGGAGGUUGCUGGCUUUUAGCAGGGAGUGGGACAUCAUUAGGCCCCAUUUCUUCAAGCGAUGUCAGGAUAGGGCAGAUGUCGAGGCUGAUCCCACAAUGAAGGAGAGGCAGCUCCGCCUUGGAAGGAAGCUUAAAGAGAUUGAUGAGGAUGUGCAAAGACAUAAUGAUCUACUUGAAGUGAUCAAAGGGGACCCAUCAGGAAUUACUGACAUUGUCGCCAAGCGUCGUAAAGAUUUUACAAAAGAAUUCUUUGUGCACCUUCAUACUGUAGCUGAAUCCUACUAUGACAAUGCUGAAAUGCAAAAUGAACUUGCAAAGCUUGGGAACAUUUGCUUGGCUGCUGUACAAGCCUAUGAUGAUGCAACCGAAAGCAUGGAAAAGUUAAAUGAAGCAGAGUUGAAAUUCCAAGAUAUUUUCAAUUCGCCCUCACUUGAUGCUGCCUGCAGAAAAAUAGACAGUUUGGCUGAAAAAAAAGAACUUGAUUCCACAUUGGUAUUGAUGAUCACCAAAGCUUGGUCGGCUGCUAAGGAAUCAAACAUGAUGAAAGAUGAGGUAAAAGAUGUACUUUAUCAUUUAUACAAGACUUCCGUGGGAAACCUCCAGAGACUUGUGCCAAAAGAGAUUCGAAUUAUUAAAUAUCUUAUUAGAAUUGAGGAUCCUGAGGAACAACUGUGUGCUCUCAAAGAUACAUUUACACCUGGAGAAGAACUUGAAGGAAUCGAUGUUGAUAGCUUGUAUACGACACCAGAGAAACUUCACACAUGGAUAAAGACUGUGGUGGAUACUUAUCAUUUGAGCACAGAAGGUACCCUUAUUAGGGAAGCAAGGGAUAUGCUGAAUCCAGAGGUCAUCCAAAAAUUGGAGGUCCUUAAAACUGUUGUGGAAAGGAAUUUCAUGUGAAUUUGAGCUUAGCUUAAAAAUAUGGGUGCACUUGGAGUGUAACAUAAUACAGCUGCAUGCUUUGCAUUGCCAAAUGAAACUGAAAUGCAGCAAAAUAGCAAUCUGUUAGAGUUAUUUUUUGUAUGGCUGUAGAGUUAGUUUUGUAUAGCUGGCAGGUUAGUUAGUCUGUUAGAUCUACGUCCUACACCACUAGUUAGUUAUUUAUUAUUCCUAUUUGUACAGCUAUAUACAUUGCACAUAGUUUUGGUUUUGUGAAUUAAUUAAAUCAUUCCAAAAUUCCUUUCU